Rhizoctonia solani is the source of this 1578-nucleotide messenger RNA. RefSeq names its product glutathione S-transferase. NCBI's taxonomy places the organism in Eukaryota, Fungi, Basidiomycota, Agaricomycetes, Cantharellales, Ceratobasidiaceae. The record is from RefSeq and is a predicted model, not a curated record. The transcript has 13 exons. The coding region runs from base 1 to 1578 and encodes 525 amino acids.
AUGAGGGAUCGCACAACUCAAGGGCCAGUUGAGAAAGCAAAUGGUGGUAAGGUGUCCAUACUCUUGGAGGAAUUGAAGGAUGCAUAUGGCCUUGAGUAUGCUUUCCGAAACAUUGAUAUAAGAAACAAUGAACAAAAAGAACCAUGGUUUUUAAAGAUCAACCCUAACGGUCGUAUCCCAGCCCUUGUUGACCCAUCACGCGACGGAUUCAUUGUAUUUGAAUCUGCUGCUAUUGUUCUUUACCUCGCACAGGCAAGCAUUGCUUUCAAAGUCACAACUUCUAGUUACGACCCCAUAACCGAGCCGGAUUCCUAUUCUGAACAGCUUCAGUGGAUCUUCUUCACUCACGGUGGUAUCGGGCCAAUGCAAGGGCAAGCCGGGCACUUUUACCGGUUCGCGCCAGAACAGAUUCCAUAUGCCUUAGAUCGCUACGUCAACGAGGUUAAGCGUCUCUACUCAGUCCUCAACGAGCGCCUUUCUGGCCGUGAGUAUCUUGUAGGACCCGGAAAAGGUCGAUAUGGAUUGGCAGACAUAAAUGCUUUCCCUUGGAUCCGAGCACAUCGCUGGGCAGGUGUUGAGAAUCUGAACGACUACCCCCACAUUCAAGCCUGGUUGGAUCGAAUUUACGAGCGACCACAAGCCAAGAGGGGUUUAGACGUACCAGAUCCCACACGAGCGAACAUGACUAAGGAGGAGGAGGAAAAGCUUAUAGCAAGCGUCCAGCAGUGGAUGUUUGGUCCUAAAGGGCGUGCUUCAGGAUACACUGCACUUCGGAGCGUACUACCCAAGCUUCUGCGACUUGCAGCAGCCGAUCCGGGUCUGAUGAUUCAAGAGCCGAAUGGUAGCCUGGUUAUCUCUUUGCCCCGUAUGCUUUAUGCACUUCGACCCGAGCUCAUACGGUUCUCCUACUUUGAUACGGUCUCAUCGUUUCUACUCGGAGUACCACCUCUAGUAGAAUAUGGAUACGAUAGCGAAUAUGACAUGAACCCCGAGUGUGAGAGCCGUGGGCAUGAGUGGGUACACGGAACUCCGGCCGUGUUACUCCAAGUUAUUGCACAGGUCAACUCGUGGAGAGCUAGCUCCCGAGUUCAUCUGGAUCACUGGCAUGCUCUCGAGCAGCGCGUCCUGUCCUGGACAUCACGAUAUGCUAUGCUAAACGACAGCGCCAUUGCCGAGAGCGCUACUUGCCUUAGGGCUGCUGUACAGGAGGGCUGGAAACAUGUGGUGCUGAUAUAUAUCUACAUGGGUAUACGCGGAGUUUCAUCACACGACUCGCGGGUGCAAGCGUCAGUAGAUCGGAUAUUCGAAAUUGCAGAAGUAGUUGGCAGCUCGCAGAGCGGUGUGCACAUGUUUUCUCACUACGUUGUGGCUGGUCUGGCGGCUAGGUUGGAAAGUCAACGGAUUGCUGUGUACGAGAAGUUGCUUUCUUUCACGGACGGGCGUGUUUGGCUCUUUUCAGGACCGGAGUUUGGCUUCUUGCUUCGGCGCUUUUGGCAUGGGGCGGGAGCAGGAGGGGCGGCUGUAACGUGGGAUGAUUAUGUUCGAGCAAUGUCCGCGAGCGUUUUCAAAUCAGUCUGA